AUGAAGGUUAAUCAAGAUGAUUGUAAUGAUAAUAAUAAUGAAUUAUCUACAUUUGGAAAUCAAGCUUCAAGAGAUCGUGGUAGUCAUAAUGGUAGAUCAAGAGGUUGUAACCGUCAUGACAGAUCAGUUCGUGGUGAAUCAAGUCAUGGUGGAUCAGGUCAUGGCCAUCAUGUUCUGGGAAGUGUAACUAUAUAG
Messenger RNA from Funneliformis mosseae, 195 nucleotides. NCBI's taxonomy places the organism in Eukaryota, Fungi, Glomeromycota, Glomeromycetes, Glomerales, Glomeraceae. The record is from the annotation of a GenBank genome assembly.